AGACUUUAAGUCGUCAGUGUAGUUCGACAGACUGACUGAGUGACUGUACAUGACGGAGGAGUGACGUCAGGCGUUUAUCGCUGUUCUUUCGUCAACAAACGAAGCCUUCGUUUAUUUUGAAAUAAACCGGAAUUAGACUCGUUUUGAGUCAUUCACUUGAUGCGGAUGUGGAUUACCUUAAACACUACAUUAUUCCCCGUGUUUUCAACCGUCAACCGUUUCCUGAAAGUUUAUGUUUUAUAAAUGAGUGUUAUUUAAUCCUCCUGUUUGCACCGUCUACACCUCGGGUUAGCCGUUAGCCGUUAGCUCAUUGGACCAGUGAGGCUACGAAGAAGCUAGAAGCUAAAAACAGCUGCAGUCGAAUAUGGAGGACAUGUACGUCAAACCAGGAAACCAGGAGAGGGGCUGGAACGACCCUCCCCAGUUCUCCUAUGGUCUGCAGAUGUCAAGGACACCUCAGAGGACACUUCUGAACAAAAGAGCAGCGCCACCUGUCUCAGGAGCUCCACCCCCUGUGUCUGUGCCAUCCAACCCUCUGGCCCCGCCCCCGUGCGCUGUAGCCACACCCCCUGUUCAUCCAGUUCAACAGCCUCCUGGCUUCAUGGCCACACCCCCUCCACCUGCAGGGCCAAUCAGAAGCCAGAAGGAGGCAGACAGAAGCCAAUCAGAGAGGACGCCUGAGAUGGAGGCUGUGAUGUCUGUGAUGAAGAGCGCCUUGAUGUCCUGCAGACAGACAGUGAAGGGUCAGAUUUGUAACGAUGUUGAGAAGAGGCUCCGCCUCCUGGAGGACAGCUGGACGUCAGGUCGUCUCAGUCUUCCUGUCCAGAGACGCAUGGACACAUUAGCUGAAGAGCUGAAGUCUGGACGCUGGGACGCUGCUGACGAGAUCCAUCGAUCUCUGAUGGUGGAUCAUGUGACUGAGGUCAGUCAGUGGAUGGUCGGUGUUAAACGACUCAUCGCAGAGACACGGAAUCUGAGUCCACAACACUUAGAACUGUUCCUUAGCCCUGAAGUACCAGAGCAGGAACCUCCAGAUGAAGCCGAUGAAGAACCCUGUGGGCCCAGUCUUGACUCGUCAGCAGGUUGACUUCCUGUAUAGGGUUCAUGGUCCGACUCUGCACCGCUGGGUCACUCUGUAUCUGAAAUGUCUGGACCGUUGACUGAGGACAGACUGGACCCUGUACUGGACACUGACCUAGGUUCCUGUAAACUCUGACUUUACUACUGUCCUGGUAAUAAAUAAUAAACGAACUCAUAUCUGGG
Messenger RNA from Cynoglossus semilaevis (tongue sole), 1263 nucleotides. It is a transcript of the gene sra1, whose product is annotated as steroid receptor RNA activator 1. Gene Ontology annotation, cellular component: nucleus. Lineage: Eukaryota; Metazoa; Chordata; Actinopteri; Pleuronectiformes; Cynoglossidae. The record is from RefSeq and is a predicted model, not a curated record. Gene Ontology annotation, biological process: regulation of transcription by RNA polymerase II. The transcript has 6 exons. Bases 365 to 1087 code for a protein of 240 amino acids.